Drosophila navojoa is the source of this 1537-nucleotide messenger RNA. RefSeq names its product succinyl-CoA:glutarate CoA-transferase. Gene Ontology annotation, cellular component: mitochondrion. Gene Ontology annotation, molecular function: succinate-hydroxymethylglutarate CoA-transferase activity. The record is from RefSeq and is a predicted model, not a curated record. Lineage: Eukaryota; Metazoa; Arthropoda; Insecta; Diptera; Drosophilidae.
UUCAGUGGCUGCUCAGCAAUUGACUGGAAAACUUUCCGUUUGGAAUAGUCGCGUAGCGCAGAAGAACAUAAACAACAACGGCAACAACAGCAGCAGCAGCAGCAGCAGCAACAACAACAGAGAAAGUGACUGUCAACCGCAAAGCAAAUAAUAAUUGAUUGGAAGUAAACAGUUACUCACGAUGGCUAUGUGGUUACAACGUUUACGACUCUCAUGCGCUGUCGGCGCAGCUCGUCAAAGCUUACGAAGCUUUGCCGCUGCCAGCGAGAAUAACAACAGCACCAACAACGACAAUAACCUUGACUCUUCUAUAGAUGAGCGACAUCCGCUGCGGGGCGUGCGUAUAUUAGAUCUCACACGCAUCAUCGCUGGACCCUACUGCACCAUGGUGCUGGCCGAUCUGGGCGCCGAGGUGAUAAAGGUGGAGCGGCCCAAUUUCGGCGAUGAGGCGCGCAAAUGGGGCCCGCCAUUUCUGGAGAAGAGCGGCGAUGCGGCCUACUUUCUGGCGCCCAACCGCAACAAGCAGAGCGUCUGCAUAGACAUGAAGCGUGGCAGGGAUCUGAUGCAGCAGCUGGUGAGCAAGUGCGAUGUGCUCGUGGAGAACUAUGUGCCCGGCACACUGGAGCGCUACGAUCUGGGCUAUGAGCAACUGCGUCAAGCGCAUCCACGUCUGAUCUACUGCACCAUCAGUGGCUAUGGAUCGGUGGGCCCCUAUGCCAAGCGACCGGGCUACGAUGUGAUUGCCUCAUCCAUGGGCGGCCUCUUGCAUAUCACGGGCCAGCCCGACGGGCCGCCCAGCAAGGUGGGCGUGGCAGUGACGGACGUGGCAACGGGCCUCUAUGCGCACGGCGCCAUUCUGGCCGCCCUGCUGCAGCGGGAGCGCACCCAACGCGGCCAGAAGAUCGACGUGGAUCUGCUGUCCACGUGCUGCUCGCUCCUGAUCAAUGUGGCCAGCAACUACCUGAACGCCGGCACAGAGGCCAAGCGCUGGGGCACCGCGCACUCCAGCAUUGUGCCCUACCAGAGCUUCAAGACGGCCGAUGGCUACCUGACCCUGGGAGCCGGCAGCGAUGCCCAGUUCGUGGAGCUGUGCAGCCGCCUGAACAUCGAACGGGUCGCUCUCGAUGCUAAGUUCAAGACCAACAAGGAUCGGGUCAAGAAUCGCGAAGAGCUAGUCAAUGUGCUUGCCAAGAUCCUGGCACGCGACUCGUCCAAGAACUGGAUGCGUCUCUUUGAGGGCGCCUCCUUUGUGGUGGGCCCCGUCAACAGCAUACGCGAGGUAUUUGAGGACGAGCACAUCCAAGCCAUAGGCCUGGUCAAGACUCUGCCACAUCCGCGCGACGGCAGCGUCAAGGUCGUGGGCCCGCCCGUCGUUUACAGUGAAGCGCGCAACGAUGCACGCACCGCUCCGCCCAUGCUCGGCGAGCACACAGACAAGGUGCUUUCCAAUCUGCUAGGCUAUGGAGCUGAGCAAAUUGCCGAGCUUCGCAGUCAGGGUAUCAUCCAGUAAAGGAUUCUCUCGAGAUCCUAUUACAUA